This is a messenger RNA of Rotaria socialis, 324 nucleotides long. Lineage: Eukaryota; Metazoa; Rotifera; Eurotatoria; Philodinida; Philodinidae. The record is from the annotation of a GenBank genome assembly.
AUGGGUAUUCGUUUUCACUCAUUAUAUCUUAUUAUUGUUCUGGUAAUUUGUGCUUCAAUUCAAUCAUCACCAAUCUUGGAUGAUAAUUCUAACGAACACGAUUCAUCAUUGAAUUUCGUCAAUAUGCCAUCAUCCAUAAUACAACGAUCCAAUUUUAUUUCGCUUUUAUGUCAACGACAAGAACAAUUUCCAAUGAAAUUAAAAACAAAAUUAUGUUCAAACUAUAUUCAAUUAUACAAUGUACAAGAAGAUGAUGACGAUGAAGGACAACAACAACAACAGCAAGAACGUGAAAAGCGAGUUGGGUGGACAAUUAGCGUUUGA